This is a messenger RNA of Didymosphaeria variabile, 390 nucleotides long. It is a transcript of the gene RPL31B, whose product is annotated as 60S ribosomal protein L31B. The transcript has 3 exons. The record is from RefSeq and is a predicted model, not a curated record. Gene Ontology annotation, molecular function: structural constituent of ribosome. NCBI's taxonomy places the organism in Eukaryota, Fungi, Ascomycota, Dothideomycetes, Pleosporales, Didymosphaeriaceae. The coding region runs from base 1 to 390 and encodes 129 amino acids. Gene Ontology annotation, cellular component: ribosome; cytosolic large ribosomal subunit. Gene Ontology annotation, biological process: cytoplasmic translation.
AUGUCCACCGCAGCCAAGAACAGCGGCAAGAAGCCCGCCGGCAAGACUCAGCGCAGCGCCAUCGCUGACGUCGUCGCGCGCGAAUACACGAUCCACCUGCACAAGCGAGUUCAUGGUGUGUCGUUCAAGAAGAGGGCCCCCAGGGCUAUCAAGGAGAUCCGCGCUUUCGCUGAGAAGGCUAUGGGCACCAAGGAUGUCCGCCUAGACCCCCAGCUUAACAAGAAGGUGUGGGAAUCCGGCAUCAAGGGCGUUCCGUUCCGCCUACGCGUGCGCAUCUCCCGUAAGCGUAACGAUGAGGAGGGCGCUAAGGAGAAGCUGUACUCGUACGUCCAGGCCGUCAACGUCAAGGACCCUAAGGGUCUCCAGACCACUAUCGUCGAGGACGCAUAA